AAAUCAAAAUAAUAUAAACAUCGCGCAUGUGAAAUUGGUUUUUCUCAUUUUAUGUCGUAAAUGGUUCAAUAAUAAGAUGCUUACUCCACGUUUUAAGUUAACACAAGAUGAUAACCAUGUGUAUAUUACCAUUAACGCGCCGUAUACAAAUAUACGAGAAACCGAAGUGGAUGUUGAUGGUGAGAAUUUCCUCUUUGUCUCCAGUCCUUACUUCCUUCGAUUGCGAUUGCCCGGCAAAAUUGUCGAAAGUGAACGCUCUAAAGGAUCCUACGUCUGCGAUUCUGGGGACUUCACGUUUGUUUUCGACAAGGAAACAUCAGGGGAACAUUUCGAAAAUUUAGACAUGAUUACGAGUUUGCUGGCGCCGAGAGACAUUCCAGACGUGAACCCCGACUUGAUUCAGAUGCUAGAGGAGGACGGGGUGACUGUCGAAGACGAUAACGACGACAGCGAUAGCGUAAACUCGGAGAAAUAUACGUAUGGGUUCGGAAAUAAGAUUUCUAACCAAUUCUGUGAGAUAGGCACUGAAUUUCCGCAGAUUUUUGAAUUAAAAACGCCAGAAAACGUCCCAGUUGAAGAGAGGCAUGAAUUGCGGCAGAAAUACGAAAACCUCAAGUUUUCUUCCGAUCACUACUUAGCUGAUUUGUAUGAAAAAGAAUUGAUUGAACCGUACCUUGUGUGUGUGGCGAAAUGGGAUGGACCUGACUUCAAUAUUGAAGUAGAUACAGCUUUCGAUGACGAAGAAGUGAGCGUUUUAAAAGAAUUACCAAAUAAACAUUAUAUUUUAACGAGCACUGAGAAUAAACAGGUUCUAUUGGGUCUCAUAGAUAUAUUGUUUGGUUACUGUUACGAUAAACGAACCACAAUGGAUGAGAGUACAAUUGAGUCCAGUUGGACGAUUAACAAGCUGUCCUCCACAUUGAGCUGGUUUUGUGUUUUUAAUGACUACAAAGAAGUUCUCGUUGCAUGUUACAGACGGGCACUGAUAUAUCCGAUAUUCCGUAACUUUGAACUCUGCAACAAAGUCAAGCAAGAUCUCCUAUCAUUGCUGCGUAAAGGAAAGAAGUUUGUCAUCAAAUGCUUAGUCAGUAUUUAUAAGAUGUUCAACAAUAGUUGUGACGCCCGGUACAUUUUAAAUCAAUUGUACAUUAAGGAUUAUCUGGUAUACAUUCAGAAGAUCAGGGCCGAAGAAAUUGACGAGCUUUGCAAUAAUAUAGCCAAUGUUGAAGUUACAAAAGCAGACUUGGAUCUCGAAUUGGAAGAAUAUGAAUCUGCUGCUGAUAUUGUCCGGACUGAAGAAAUAAUGGAAAACGAGAUGGCUGUCAAAAUGGCCUCAAUGUCACUAUUGCCAGAUCUCAGACGAAAUGCCUACAAUUUGGAAACUGACAGUGAUGAAACCGAUUCAUCGGAUUCCAGCUCCGAUUCAUCAGACUCCAGCAGCGAUUCAUCAGAUAGUUCAUCGGAAUUGGAUUCAGAUGACGAUCCCCUCUGACGGUACUAUUUCACACUUCUUUCAUACAAUGAAGUGACUGACAAAACAUGCAUACAGUAAUUUGUUUGCGAUAAGGUGAACCUAAGGGACAGACAAGAUGGAAAAAUAAUGGAAUGACUGUUAGAGCUAUACUCCUAACCUGGCAUAUUAAUUGUAAUUGCAAAGAUUAAAAUAUUACCUAAAAUUUUGAAUCCAGUUUAGUAAAUGUUAAAAUACGAAUUUAAAAACUGUUUACCAUAAGACUCUUCUAUGUAUCUUUAGAAAAUAUUCUAUUUGUAUACACACUGAUUGAAUCAAAUCUUCACAUUAAAUGGUGUAUUAGAAAUUUUAUGAAAAUUACAUUAAAUGUAAAAUAUUACUCUUUUUGAU
Messenger RNA from Aricia agestis (brown argus), 1861 nucleotides. RefSeq names its product protein SHQ1 homolog. Lineage: Eukaryota; Metazoa; Arthropoda; Insecta; Lepidoptera; Lycaenidae. Gene Ontology annotation, cellular component: nucleoplasm; cytoplasm. The record is from RefSeq and is a predicted model, not a curated record. The coding region runs from base 77 to 1492 and encodes 471 amino acids. Gene Ontology annotation, biological process: box H/ACA snoRNP assembly. The transcript has a single exon.